Molecule: messenger RNA, 3009 nt
Organism: Symbiodinium sp. CCMP2592
Lineage: Eukaryota; Dinophyceae; Suessiales; Symbiodiniaceae
Source: the annotation of a GenBank genome assembly
AUGGAAGACAGCGACGAAGACCAAGACUUGUUCGGAGCCGCGCCCGGCAAGGCAUCGCGACAAAGUGCCAAAGCGAGCUACCUGGCGAAAGCUCACUCGGCGGUGAUCGGCUACAGCUCAGACUCCCAGCUCCUCCACUUCGUGUACGACCUGUGGCUCUACACGACCAUCGGCGGUGCCAAAAACAGCGCCGGCACCAGCAGCGUGCGCGAAGCCUUAGCGACAAAGCCGUACUCGCCAGAGAUAUGGCGCACCUACCACACGGCCUUGGUGGACCUGCAGAAGCAGGUAGGGUGGCCCAGCCUCUUCAUCACCAUCGCCCCGUACGAAUGGUCGUUCCCCUACCAUCAGUGGCUGCAAGACGAGCUCACGAAGUCCCUGAGCGCCAGACUCGACAUGCCCGUUGCGGAGACACUGCACUUGGCGCAUGUCCUCACCCAGGCGGUCAAAGGUCUUCUCACCGGGGCCAACGAAGGGCUGCAGUCCAAACGAGAGCACAUCUUCUGUUCCGCAAAUGGACCAGGGAAAGUUCGGCACUGGGUGGCCAGGCUGGAGUUUCAAGAUGGGAAGCGCAAACGCAACGUUUUUAGACACGGUCAGUUCUACCACGGGCGAGGAGCCGUCCAUGUGCACAUACUUCUCUGGUUGAAGGACAUGCAAGCCAUGGACUUGUCCUCCAAAAUCCGUGCCGAUGUGCCCGGGGAAGACGAGCAGGAGAUGCGCGACCUCGUGGUGGGCUCACAACUGGACUACACGUCGAGCGGAUGGCCCGUUCGCGAAGAGCCCACAGAAGUGAUCGAGAAGGAGCAGCGACUGCGACUGCACCACCCGCGAGCAGCUUUCGAAAGAAGAUGUCGCGCCUACCUCCCAGACGUACUAGCUGCUCUUCGCUGUCAUGUAGAUGUGCAGGCAUCGGACGGCCGAGCCAUGGUGCUGAAGUACUGCGCAAGCUACCUGCCCAAGUUCAGUAGCUCCUUCGCGGCGGAGAUGCUCAACAAUGAGGCGACCGAUUUCUCUUUAGCAAGGCGAGUUCUGGCUGACUACCAUCCGCUCCAGCCGGAGAUGAUCAUGCAGCUCGCGGCACAGCAGCAUCCACAAUUUGUGUGUCCGGCGAACGUGCGCAAGUUCGUCGUUCCGGUUCCCUGGCAGAAAGACCCGCCGCAGAUCGUGCAGAGCUACAUGUCGAGCACCUGGAGGCGGGACAACAUGAGCCUCCUCGACUUUCUGCGGAAGUCGGGAUCUGACGGGCAGAUCUCGCAAAAGUAUCGCCGCGUGCACCGUGCGCGCAAGAUUGACAUGCCCCUCAAAGAUUGGAUCAACGUUCACCCGGCAGACGGCCAGACUCUCGUCGCCAGCAUCAUGUAUUCUCAUACCAACGAUCGGCACUACGGCCAGUGGCUCCUGCUCAAUGUGCCCUUCCGCAACAUCGACGACCUCUGGCACCCGCAGGUGGAGCUCCUACCAGAGAAUCUGCGAUACCUGGGCCUGUGCGUCCUGCAUCGCCGUCGUUUCUGGCGAGAUCCGGUCAAGAUCCGGUCAGAGCUGGAAAAGGAAGCGCGAAACGACUUGUACAUCCAAAAUACACUCGCCAUGCUGACCGCCAGGAUCGAGCUCAUCGACGCCUACCUUUCCGGGGACAUGACGGUCGAAAGAGAGGCGGCCCCUCCGCUGGACGGCGUUGCACGGGUGGCCCAUGCAGAAGUUCGAGUAGCACCGGAGCAAGCGACAGUGAUAAACGUCGUCGGUCGUCGAGUACAACAUGCAAUGGUAACCAAGUGGCCGGAGGAUCGGGAAGUCGAGGGCUGGGCCACUUGGUUGGAACAGGACGUCGCCGCGAAUAGUGUGACCGUCGUACUCGGACCGGCCGGCAGCGGAAAAAGCACGGCAGUGGAAAUCGCAUUGGACCGAGCUGUUCAAGCAGGUGCUCACGUCGGAGUUGCGUGUCCGACAGGCAUGCUGGCAACCCGGUACAGAGCACGUCAUCCGGAUCUGGACAUUGACACCGUGCAUGGCAUGUUCGCGCUGCACAAAGACGAACUCCAAACGGCCGACAUGAUGAAGAUCUAUGACAUGCUCGUGAUCGACGAAGUCGGCCAGCUGCCGGAGUGGAUUUUCGAAAGGUUGUUGCGACUGUGGGACGCCGCCGACCGUCGGACUGCCCUUGUGUUCGUGGGUGACUUCUGUCAGCUCUUAGGACCGGACGGCACCACGGCGAGAGACAGCUUCAGGUGGCGAGACAUGCACGUCCUGUACCUGCACGAGAUGCGUCGCUGUAAGUGCGAGAAACUCAAGUGGAAGCUGGAGCUGCUGCGAAAUACCCUGCCCAGUGGAAAACAAUUGAAGAAGAUUCUGAGAGGCCACCGUGCAAAUCUUCGAAGUCGAUCCGGCGUCAGUCAUGAUCUCAAUUCAGAGGACAUCGCCACCAUCCUGCAGGAAACCCCCCGGACGACCUUCAUCACCAUCACCCGUCGAGGAUCCGCCCGACUCAACCAGCUCGCCAUGCGUGCCCUCUUCGUGGACGCGGAAAUGCUCGACCGCAUACCGUGUGAUCCACAGGAGAACUUCGAGAAUUUCCGAGGCGCAGCGCAGGUGGCGGCAGAACCUUUCUGGAUGCCGGUCUAUCAGGGCAUGCGCGUGGUCAUCACCAGGAACACGGACAAGGAGAAUGGCUUCGUCAAUGGAAUGGGAGCAACGGUGCAGCGCAUGAGGCGAAGCGGCGUGCAGGUGAGGACGGACGCCGGGAAGGUUCUCUUGAUUCACCCCGUGACUCACGAAUGCCAGCUCUGCGAUGGAUCCAACAGCAGAACGACGGCCUUUCCACUGCGGCCGGGCUACAGCACCACCCUGCAUAAGAUUCAGGGUGCCACUCUGCCGCACGUCACCCUGUGGAUGGAUGUUCCUUUCGUGCGCGCAGCUCUCUAUGUGGCCCUCUCACGAGUUCAAUACGAUCGUGACUGGCGUUUCAUAGGGUCCAUAGACAGGCGACAUUGCCUGCCUGCGCGCCUCUAA